Messenger RNA from Impatiens glandulifera, 1082 nucleotides. Its product is annotated as protein P21-like. The transcript has a single exon. Lineage: Eukaryota; Viridiplantae; Streptophyta; Magnoliopsida; Ericales; Balsaminaceae. Gene Ontology annotation, cellular component: extracellular region. The record is from RefSeq and is a predicted model, not a curated record. The coding region runs from base 84 to 896 and encodes 270 amino acids. Gene Ontology annotation, biological process: defense response.
GACCGUGACUUGUGUGUGUUUAUGUUCCACCACACCACAUAUGAUAUGACCAUGGAAUUCCUAUUUACUAAUUCUAAUCAACAAUGGUCUCCUUCUCCUUCUCCAUUAAUUCUCUCCUUGUAUUAACAUCCCUUCUUUUCCCAACUUUCAUAAAUGCAACCAUAUUCACCAUCACCAAUAACUGCUCCUUCCCCGUUUGGGCUGCUUCCAUACCCGGCGGUGGCCGCUAUCUCCAACAAUCCAAAACAUGGAUCUUAAACCCACCAGAACAAACAAUCAACGCCCGAAUUUGGGCCAGGACUAACUGCAAUUUCAACAGGUCCGGUCAUGGCAGUUGCCAAACAGGGGACUGCAACGGGCUACUCGAGUGUCAAACCAACGGUUCACCUCCCAACACUUUGGCCGAGUAUGCAUUAGAUCAGUUCAAUAACUUGGACUUCUUUGACAUGUCUCUUGUCGACGGGUUCAACGUGCCGAUGCAAUUCAGUCCCACCUCAAACGAGUGCACCACAAGCAUUCGGUGCACCAGUGAUAUCAUCGGGCAAUGCCCAAAGCAAUUACUGGCUCCAGGAGGAUGCAAUAACCCAUGUACCGUAUUCAAGACUGACCAGUAUUGUUGCAAUUCUGGUAGUUGUGUACCUACCAAUUUUUCAAGAUUCUUCAAGGAUAGAUGCCCGGAUGCUUAUAGUUACCCGAAAGACGACCCAACAAGUACUUUCACUUGCCCGGGAGGAACUGACUACAAUGUUGUUUUCUGCCCAGGUUCGGAAUCAAUAAAAACAAGAACAGUGUGCCCACGUAAUUCUACUAUAAGUAUUCCUCCUCCGGCUAAAAUAACAGUUGUUGCCCCUGCAUUCAAGAGUUGCAACAAACAGUUUUAUGUUUCCUUGUCAUAACAAUUUAUGUUGAAUAAAUUUUGUCAACUGUUUUGUUUGAUUGCAUAUUCUUAAUUACAUGAUGAUAUUGUGAACUAGAGAAAACUGCAAGUAUAGAGAAGAACAAAGAGGGGUCUUGAUCCGGUCAAAACUUAUCUGUUGUGAAGUGGGUUUGGUCAGGCUGGAAUGUUUCGUUUUGAUGCUCCA